GCAAAUGGCUCCUCCAGCGGUUGCUUUGUGUGUGGCCUGUCUGCUCAUGGCGACUAGUGGAUGGGGUAAGAGCAAUUUGGUCAUUCUCUCGUCUUUUUCGUACUUCUUGCCUUUCAACGCCGGGCAGUGCUCCCACCCAUGGUCUAAAUGCAGCUGUGCAUGUUCUGUUCUCUCCUCAGCUGAUGUGACAGAGCUCAAACCAUCAACAGCUUCACGUUUUGUAUCUGUUAAUCUUGGUCAAGACGUGACUUUGACAUGUUCCUUUGAAGAUUCUGUAGCGGUGAUGUUUUACUGGUACAAACAAACUCUGGGAGGGAAACCAGAGGUUGUGUCUAAAUUUUAUAAGCAUGAAAAAAAUGCCACUUUGAUGGGUCCAUUUAAAAGUGAUCCACGUUUUCAGGUGGACAUGUCUGCUGGUAAAAAGCAUUUAAAGAUCUCAUCUGUGCAGAGCUCAGACUCAGCUACUUACUUUUGUGUAGGCGGUUAUUCGUACUUGUUCGAGUUUGUGGAAAGCGUUUUUCUCGCUGUGGUGCAUUCAGGCUCCAACGCCCCAGCUCUGGUGCAUCAGUCAGUGUCUGGGAGCAUCCAGCCAGGAGGUUCGGUCACUCUGAACUGUACAGUACAAACUUGGACCUGUGAUGGACAACACAGUGUUUACUGGUUCAAAGACUCUGGAGAAGCUCGUCCAGGAAUCAUUUACACCCACGGAGACAGAAAUGAUCAGUGUGAGAGGACACCAGACACACAAACACAUACAUGUGUCUAUAAGGUACAGAUAAAGCAUGUGGAUCGUUCUCAUGCUGGGACCUACUACUGCGCCGUCGCCUCAUGUGGACAGAUUCUGUUUGGAAACGGGACCAAGCUGGACCUUGAGUAUCAGGACUCUCAUCUGGUGAAUGCCUUGAGUAGUGCUUUAUGGUUCACCAGCCUUCUGAGCGUUUUAUUGGCUUUCUUAGUGUGCAAAAUGGUGAACAACCAGUUUUGGGCAGAGCCUCAUGCAGGACUUUCAGCUCCCCCAACGAAAAAUGCAAAGGUUAAACUAAAUGAAGACAACCGUCCUUAUGUUACUCCAACACAGACUGAAAUCAACAGAAGAGGAACAAAAGGUGACACAUGGACUGAAUGUGUGUACUUCAGUGUAAGAGCUGAUGGCAUGUAACCUAUGUAGCAUACUGUACUGUAACAAGUACAAAUAUCCACUGCACUCAUUAGAAGUGAACCAGUAUCAGUGAUGAUGUCGUCUAAGUGACAAGUGUAAAAUAAAUCUUUGACUUGCUUUCA
Betta splendens (Siamese fighting fish) is the source of this 1281-nucleotide messenger RNA. RefSeq lists its product as uncharacterized. Gene Ontology annotation, biological process: response to bacterium. Lineage: Eukaryota; Metazoa; Chordata; Actinopteri; Anabantiformes; Osphronemidae. The transcript is spliced from 4 exons. The record is from RefSeq and is a predicted model, not a curated record. The coding region runs from base 5 to 1159 and encodes 384 amino acids.